This is a messenger RNA of Oryza sativa Japonica Group (Japanese rice), 462 nucleotides long. The record is from the annotation of a RefSeq genome assembly. NCBI's taxonomy places the organism in Eukaryota, Viridiplantae, Streptophyta, Magnoliopsida, Poales, Poaceae.
AUGUCUAGGGCUUCAUCUUAUGCCGCCGGCUCUAGUUUUGUGGUAAGUCGUGAAGCGCCGGUAAAAAGAAUAGUAGGCUUGGCUUUUCAGUAUUGGAAAUUGGAGUUACAGAUUGGAAUCACCACUCUUGGAUUCAAAACAACCACAUCAGCUUCAUUUUUUGCGCAUAGGGGUAGUUUUGUCAACUCGCCUGAAGACCACUGGAAUCGUAACCAAUACCCCUGGCCACACAAUUCAAACCUACCAAACUAUAGUACUUACAUACCAAACCAUUAUCCGCCACCCCAAAACGAAUCUAACCCCGGUCAAGGACCUUGCAAUUGCACAUCCAUGCCAAAUCCUAUGUGGGUUGCCAAUUACACCGUACAGAUACUUGUGAGCAAGCCAAUGAUACAAGGUCCAUGCCACAAAAUCAAUUCCAAGAACAUAAUAAUAAGAACCCGAUUUCUACUGAUUUCUUAG